Zootermopsis nevadensis is the source of this 7619-nucleotide messenger RNA. NCBI's taxonomy places the organism in Eukaryota, Metazoa, Arthropoda, Insecta, Blattodea, Termopsidae. The record is from RefSeq and is a predicted model, not a curated record.
AGGAAAGGGAGGACGAGUGUUACCUCGUUAUGUGCGUCGAAGCCUCAUUUUUGUCUGAUUGUGUGCCCAAGUCGUAUAUUUGUAAAGGAGAUGGCGUAUCCUUUAAAAUAUUCUACCAAGUGGACCAAUGUACUAGGAAGUGCCCUGUUAUUUCAGAGGUCAUGAAAUCAUGCUGAUGCUUUCAUGUAGUUCAGGUUGUGUUGUACGAAAUGGCGCUCAAAACAUACUGGCAUUAGGUACUCUAAUUGGAAAAUAGUGGAGGAAAUAACAGAAAUUUCUCAAGCUCCUUCCUCACCUUACCACUGUUGAUGCAAUCAAGUUAAGGUGCUACAGAUUACCCAUGAGAAUGUAAAGACAGAAUAUGUCUGUACAUUAUAAGUUUAAAUCAGCACUUGAGUAUGAUACAGUAACGUUUGAUGGUCUUCACAUAUCUGUGCGGGACUUGAAGAAAGCAAUUCUUCAUCAGAAACGGAUUGGGAAGAACACAGACUUUGAUCUUCAAGUCACUAAUGCACAGACUAAAGAAGUUUAUACGGAUGAUGGUGCUUUGAUACCCAAAAAUACUUCAUUGAUUGUUGCCCGCAUACCAUUGACAGCACAACAAAAGAAGGCAUGGGAUCGUGCAGAGUCGAAUCAGCAAUUGGCUGGGUUGUCCAAAGGGGUUGACAUGCCGAUUGAGGGACAAGAUCCAGGAGCUCACAGAUUAGCAAAGGCAGUUGAUUUAUCUAGCUUGGAUGCAAGUGAAGACGAUAAAAUACAGGCUAUGAUGACGCAGUCAACACAAGACUACAAUCCAGUGAAUUACAUGAAAAUACGGGGUGCUGGUCAGAUGGGAGAGGUUCCCAGUUCAUACCGUUGCUUCAAGUGUCAUCAGCCUGGACACUGGAUCAAAAACUGCCCUCUCGGUUUAAACCAGGAACCAAUAGAAAUCAAAAAGAGUACUGGAAUUCCACGUAGUUUCAUGGUCCCAGUGGAGGGUCCUGGUGUGCCUGGUGCAAUGAUGACCCCAACUGGACAAUUUGCUGUUCCAGCAAUUGAUCACCAGGCGUAUAAAGAAGGCAAAAAGGAGCGUCCUCCAUUUCAACAGGAACCAGAACCUGUUGUUGAGAAACCAGAGAUCCCAGAGGAUCUUCUGUGUAACGUGUGCAAGGAUUUGCUUGCUGAUGCAGUGAUGAUUCCCUGCUGUGGAAACUCCUUCUGUGAUGAAUGUAUCCGUACUGUGCUUCUUGAAUCGGAGGAUCAUGAGUGUCCUGAUUGCAAAGAGAAAGAUGUCUCUCCUGAUACGCUUAUACCAAAUCGUUUCCUUCGUAACAAUGUGAAUAACUUCAAGAAUGCGACAGGCUACAACAAAAGCACUGUGAGACAGCCUGUACCAGUAAUUGGGGUACCGUUAUUAAUGCAGCAGAUUCCGCUUGAACCUUCAGGAUCACUACAUGAAUUCACUGAUGCACCUGCAGGGGAUGUGCACCUAGUAAAGGUGGAAGUGAUUACAUCAGCUGGUAUUAAUGUUCAUCCACCACGUCUGCGACAACCAGUACCUAGCACAAUUCCUGUGUUAGGAUCGUCAUCACAUCUGGAACGUGGGUCAGUUGUCCGCCAGCCACAGCCAGGGCCACCUUCUUCUGGACUAGCUCUUCCUGGACCUGUGCAACAUGGAGGUCCUCCGUUGCUACCGCCAGAUGCUGGACAUGGAGCUCCGCCAGUUCACAUUCAGGAUCCCCAGAGAGGACACCCUCUGCGUCCACAUGGACACCCUUUGCCGUCACACUUGCAGCUUGUUCCUCAACCUCCAGGUGUUGCUGGACCAUCUGUGACCAUGCACGCCAAUGGUGGUCCUCCUGGUCCACCAGGAGUGCCCCUAACACACAUAAUAAUGCCUCCAGCUCAUGAGAUAGCCCCUCACCAGCCUUCCCAAGGACAGCCACCACCGCCAGCAGCUCAGCAGCCUCAGCAUAUGCCUGGGAUGCAUUCAGUGCAUCCUUCAGGUCCGAGACGGUCAGUGGAGGAGCGCCCUGGGACUCCAACAAUUGAUGAACACAACCAAGACAUACAGUCAGCUCCUCUGCCUGAUACAUCUGUGCCACCACCUAACUUUCCACCUGGUGAAGAGCCAUCAUUCACUUCUUCAGUAGGACCUGCACCACCGCAGACUCAACAACCUGUAGCUCAGCCUAUUGAGACCCUUGGAGCACGUUUCCAGCAUCGGAUGCCAGUCCCUCACUCGUAUAGAGGAGAACAUCCCUAUGGACAAAUCAGGCUGGGUGGUGGUGGAGGCGGUGGUGUGGAGUACUUGCCCCCUCGCACGUUGCCACCGCCCCUACUGCGAUCCUCCAUCUCUACCUCAGCAUCCUCAUCAUCAGAACACAAUAGGGUGCUACUGCUGAGGCAGCCCCCACCGGUUGCCACGCCUCUCGUUGACUCUGCGUUCCCUGCUGGAAAUUUUACAUCACGUGGUUCUCAUUUUGAACAUGGGCAUCCAUCUUAUCAUCAUGAGGCAGGGUCAUUACCUGGCCCCAGACCUCCACAUUAUGCUGAUCUGGAUAGAGAUGGCCACCCAGUGCGAGGUUCAUUCAGAGGGUAUCAUAGAGGUCGGGGAAGGAUAAUGCAUGGUGGGUAUCGUGGCAGCCACAUGCACCAUCAACCUCCGCCACCAGGACUUAGUCGUGGGGGUAUCCAUAAUGGAAAUCAGGCAGGGACAAUAGAUGAUCCACUUGAGGCAUUUGAGCGUAUGCUGAGAGAAAAGGAUGAACGUGAUCAUAAGUUGCGGCGUAGCAAGCGUUCUCGUUCACCUCGUUCCUACUCUCCACGAUCUCGGUCACGCAGCUCAAGUUCGCGCUCUUACACACGUUCCCGGUCAAGGUCGAGAACACGCUCAAGAACCCGGUCUAGAAGCAGGACUCCUAGGUCUCGCACUCCCAGAUCAAGGACACCGCGGAAGAGAUCCCGGACUCGAACGAGGACAAGAUCACGUUCCAGAUCCUUCACUAUUAGCAGGUCUCGGUCUCGAACAUUCUCACGAUCACCUACUCCCCGUCCACAUUCACCACGUGGUGGUAGAGAUUACUCUCCAAGACGUAGGGCAUCUCCACGUUAUCGGACCCCACCUCGGUCUCCACCAAGCAGAUUUCAGCGUUCAUACAAAGAUGUGCGCCCAGAGUUUGAGCCCCCACCAUAUUAUGAGCCCUCAGAAUUCCAGUACACUGGUCGAGGUGGUGGUAGGGGACGUGGUGGCCGUUUUGGACAAAGGAAGGACUACGGCACUGGUGGUGGAGGGAAAGAUUAUUACGAUGAGAGCUACUCUGGCAGCAGGUUUGGUCUGCCACUCCCAGGAAGCCGUGACAUGCACCAUCGCACCCUGGAGCCAUUACUUCCACACCCACCUGGUGUGACAACACAAAAUUUUCGUCGCUAUGAACACUUUGAUAUGGCACCACCAGGAACAGGUCCUGAUAUCCCUGGUAUUGGAUCAUCAUUUGAGAAGCCUCGCUAUGAACGCAACACCUAUGAGAAUCGGCCACUACCUGGUGAUGACUUUCUCACUCCACCUGGUGUUGACCACCGCUACAGGGAUCGUGACAGGGAUGUUCCUGGAAGCAGGGAGAGAGAUAUUGGGCCACCAGGUGUUAGGGACAGAGACAUUUGCCCUUCGGGUAUCAGGGAUAGGGAUGUUGGAAUUAGGGAUCGUGACAUGGGAAUGCCAAGCUUGCGUGACCGGGACAGGGAUAUUGGUCCUCCUGGAGUCAGGGACAGAGACUUGGGUAUUCCCUUGUGGGACAACAGAGACAGAGGAAGCAGGGAUGACAUGCCUCCUAGCAGGGAUGGCUUGAUUGGCAGGGACCGUGACAUGGGUCUGUCUGAUAGAUCAAGGGAAAAAGACAGAGACAGGGACCGAGAUGUUAGAGAAAGAGAUGGAGAUCGGGACAGAGGCAGAGGAGAUUAUUAUGAUGCCGAUCAUCGGCGGUCUUAUGACAAGAGUUAUGGCAGUUACAACUCUCCAGAUGUGAAGAAGCGUAAACAGUCUCUGUCUCCAGGACCAGGCCGGCAUGAGCGGUACUCCAGCAGUGAACGCCAUCACCGGCGGGGUGGUGACAGACGCAAGAACUCGGGCACUGUCCAGGUGCAACAAGGGGGCAAGGAGAACAGGCACAUGAGCCAGCAGCAGCCUGUGGAGACUGUGGUGGAUGCAGCAGGUGGUCAACGGGAGCGAGACAAGGACACCCAGAAGCGUGAGAGGGUCCUGGUUGAAGUUCGUAAAGAGCCAUCUGUGGAUCGCCUGAAGAAGGAUGACAAGGGAAAGAAGGAAGAAGACAAGAAGAGUAAGGAUAAGAAGAAAAAGAAAAAGGAGAAGGAGCCAGAGGGAGAGAAGUUAAAGAAGAAAAGACGCAAAGAAAAAAAAGAGGGCAAAAAGGAAGGGCAGGAGCCUCAGGAGAAAAUUAAGAUUGUGGUGAAAGGUGCAGAGAGAAAGGGGCAUCACAAAGAGAAAGAGGGAGAGGAGAAAGCAGAAACAGAGGAAGAUAAUAAAGUGGAAGAGAAACCAGCUGCAACAAGUGUGCCUGUGCAGCAGGAGAAGAAAGUGGUGAUUCUCACAUCUGGCACCAUUGUGGAAAAGGUAAAGGGAACUACCUUGAGGACCUUUGAUGCACCCCCCACAGAGAGCAUAGUUGAUGGAUUGUAUGGGGAUAUGGAGGACACUCGCAUUGAUGACAAUGUGAUUGCCAGCUAUGGCAAAGUGAUAGCAGAAGAGGCACAAGAAAAGAAGGUUGAAUCUGACACUGCAGACAAAGGAGCAGAAGUGGGCCCAGAACUGGGGGAUGGAGUUGAACUUAGGGUUAAGGCUGACACUGGCUCUGACUCUGAAGGUGCAGUCAAGUCUGUGACUCUGGACCCAGCAAAGGCCAAUGUGAUGCUGGCACCGUUGCCAGAGCUGUCAAAGUGGGAACUAGAAGAAGAGUUCACACCAGGAUCUUCAUUUGAAAAGAAAGAAGGUGAGGAUGGGAUUGGUGGGGGCUCACAGACAGAUAAAACUGCAGGAAAGAUAGUGACCUCAGAGGUGCUCAAACGGGCUGAAAAUGCCAUCUUCCAAAAAGCUAUCAAUGCUAUACGUCCAAUUGAACCUCCCAAGAAGAUAUCAGGUGACAGGAAGGUGUACACAAGCUCAGAAAAGAGAGCUCCUGUUGAAGUGGUGGUAGCAGAGACCGUUGAAACUCGUAAAGUACCCGAGAAGGACACUCGUGAGGCAAGAAAGACUGUGAACUCAAUCCAGAUCACAAUACCUACAGGUGGACAUGUGGAAAGGUCUGUGGAGAUUGCUUCAUUGGAGUCAAGUUCACAGCCAGUCACCAAAGGUAAGGGAAAGUUGGACAGGUCAAAGUUCAGCAGCCAGUGGGGUGAGGGCACAGACAGCACCUCUCCGCAUCGGGUUCCAGCCAAGGAGAGGUUGGGAGCUCGGGUUGAUGGAGAUGGGGACAGGAAGAAGGAGGACAACAAAGAGAGCAAGCGGCGUCGCAGUCGAAGUGAAAGUAGAGAGCGCAAGCAUGCAGCAGCCAAGAAGGGAUUGAAGAGUGCUAUUGAGAAGAAACACACCAUCUCUAGAUCACACUCCAGGUCUCCACACCACAGGAAGGAAAGUAAGUAUGCGGAAGAGGCACGACGGUAUGAUGGGGCUGGAGACAGGAGGUAUUUGUCAGGAGACUCAAGGAGCAAACGAGGGGAUCGUGAAGGGCGAUAUGCUGAUGUGGACAGGGAUAGGAGACCACUAGAUCGUGGUGCUGGAGGGGACAGUCGUAGACGGGAGCAUAGUGAGAGCAAGAAGUGGGAUGAAUCCAGGGAGAAGAAGGAAAUUAUUAAAAGUCCAGAGAGGAGGACAGAACGCAGUGUCAGUCAUGAAGCUAAGGUUGAGAAAACUAGAUCCAAACUCAAGGAAGAGAGAGAGAAAUCUAUGGAGAGAGGAAAAGCAAGACAUAAAGCAAAGAAGAAGACUAAGUACAGGUCAGAAAGCAGGAAUCGCAAGAAGUCGGUUUCUGAUAGAGAGUCUAAACGAAGCAAGAAGAAGGACAAGAAACACAAGAAAGAGAAAGGGAAGAAACAUAAGCAGAGAGAUGAAAAGAAAGAAGGUGAAAAUGGCAAGGAGGAUGAGGAAGCUGAAAAGAGUGAGGCACUGAAGGAAGUGAAAGCAGGUACAUCCAAUGAUGCAGCACCUGGAGUAAACAGAGACAAUGGAAAAAUCAUGGAGGCAUUGGAAACUGCAGGAGACCAGAGCAAAGACAAACCCAGGAAAGGUGGCCGGAGGAAUCCACGUCUGGCAAAUGAUCGCAAAAAGUCUACUUUAGAUGAGGCAAGUUUUGAGCCAGAUUAUGAUGCUUCCUCAUCUGUUGAUACUGACGUAGAUGAUGGAGGUGAUAAUGAGAAGAAACUGGAUGGAUCUGGUGAUAAGAAAUCGGAAUCAAAUGUGUCCCCAGGGAAGAAGCGUGACAGGUCUGCAAGCAUUGAUCCUGCAGUGGCAGAACAGAAACGUCAGAAGUUGGAUAAAGAGUCAGAUAAAUCAGAAAAAGCAACAACAGAUGAUGUUACUAAGAAGGAAAGUGGUAAGGCUGGUGCCACAAAGGGUAGUUCUACAAGAAAGCGCAACAGAUCAUUGAGUAGUUCUGACAGUGCAGAUGAUGAUUCUUCAGAUGAAGAUGAUGAUGAUAGCAGCUCUGGAAGUUCUAGUAGUUCAGAUGAUGAUUCUUCUGAUGAUUCUUCAGUACAUAGAAGACGGAAAAAGAAAUCACAUGAUCGACGACAUAAACGAAACAAGAAAUCCUCAAGAAGGGCAUCAAAUUCAAGCAGUGACACUGAAUCUGAGUCUGAGUCAGCAUCAAGUAGUGACUCAGAUGGAGGCAGAGGAAGGAAAGGAGGAGGGAGAGGCAGCAAGAAACACCGACACCGAAGUAAACUCAGCAAGAAGAAGAAGAAGUCAUCAAAACAUCGAUAAAUAAAAACUUGUCACUAGUCAUAGUCAUAGCAUAAACAGGUUUCUGUGGUAGAACAACAGGAUGGUGACAUACAUUGUACAAAUUGAUCUGCCAUUCACUAUGUUAUUUCCUUUUCCUCCUAAUAGACAGUUCUGAUAUUAGUUUCAGGGAUACAGAAUGAUGAUGAAGACUUUUAAAUAUAAUAUUAAAAUGUCAAGGAAAUUAUUUUGUCUGAUUAGGAGGCUGUACCAACUCUGGUUUGGAGACAGCAUUGGUAAUAUAACCAUUUAUAAUAAGUAAGUGUAUUUAUGUCCAAUGUUACUUUAAAGUAAGAACUGUGGUUUUAAUGUUCCAGUCUCCCAUUUUGUCUGAAAGAACAGAAUUGUGGUUAUAUGGUAGUUGAUAGGGUUUAUAAUGUCUGUGUAGUAGUAGUUUUGUGUUUGCUUCAUAUAGGUGUGCUUGGUAUUAAAGUACUUUGGUUUCAUUUCAGAAUGAACUCUUACAGACACAUAUUGUCUUGUGUGUUCCUGCAUAAUAUUAUUCAUCUUACUAAGAGAAAUGAACUUAUUCUGCUAUGAACUAAAACAGGUUUUGAACAUUUCUUUCUUCAAAUGUUCAUUUGUAAAUAAGUGAAUACAAUAAAUACAAAUAUGUUGCUAUACAUGA